GGGCCGCCCCCCCUCCCUGCGCCGGCGCAUGCGCGUCGCCCCCCCUCGGCCGCGGGGAGGGGGAUGCGGACGGGGGAAGAUGGCGGCCUCGAACAACCCGCGGAAAUUCAGCGAGAAGAUCGCGCUGCACAACCAGAAGCAGGCGGAGGAGACGGCGGCCUUCGAGGAGGUCAUGAAGGACCUGAGCCUGACCCGCGCGCACCGGCUACAGCUGCAGAAAACCCAAUAUUUGCAACUGGGGCAGAGUCGUGGCCAGUACUACGGGGGGUCACUGCCAAAUGUGAAUCAGAUUGGGAACAGUGCCAUGGAUCUCCCCUUCCAGACCCCGUUCCAGUCGUCGGCGCUGGACACGAGCAGGACCACGCGGCACCACGGGCUGGUGGACAGAGUGUACCGGGACCGGAACCGCCUGGGCUCGCCCCACCGCCGCCCGCUCUCCGUGGACAAACACGGCCGGCAGGUGGACAGCUGCCCCUAUGGCACCGUGUACCUGUCGCCGCCGUCGGACACGAGCUGGAGAAGGACAAAUUCUGAUUCUGCCUUGCACCAGAGCACCAUGACUCCAGCUCAGCAGGAAUCCUUUUCAGGAGGGUCACAGGACAUGCAGCAGAAAAGAGUUUUAUUGCUGACUGUCCCUGGAAUGGAAGAAACCACCUCUGAUGCAGACAAAACCCUCUCUAAGCAAGGCUGGGACACUAAAAAGACUGGGUCAUCGAGACCUAAAUCCUGUGAAGUUCCAGGAAUCAACAUCUUCCCAUCAGCUGACCAGGAGAACACUACAGCCCUGAUUCCUGCCACGCACAACACGGGCGGCUCCCUGCCAGACCUGACCAACAUCCACUUCCCAUCCCCUCUGCCCACGCCUCUGGAUCCCGAGGAAUCCACAUUCCCAGCCCUGAGCAGCUCCAACAGCACCGGGAACCUCGCUGCCAACCUGACCCACCUGGGCAUCAGCACUGCCAGCCAGGCAGGGAUGACGACGACGCCGGCCCCGUCCCAGCACCGCCAGCCCAGUGUCAGCCCCCUGUCCUUGGGCGCGGACUCACGGCGACCUCAGUCCCAGCAAAUGUCCCCCACGCUGUCCCCACUCUCACCCAUCACUCAGGCCGUGGCUAUGGAUGCAUUGUCCCUGGAGCAGCAGCUCCCCCCGUACCCCUUUUUCACCCAGCCCAGCUCCCAGCAGCAGCAGCAGGCGCCGGUGGCCAGCUCCCUGCCCCAGACCCCCCCUCUGCUGCAGAGCUCGGGGCUGCAGAGGGGCCCCCAGCUGCCCCCUCUGUCCGUCACGGUACCUUCCACCAUCCCCCAGUCACCUCCAGGGAGCCAGAGCCAGCCCUCCAUGGGAAUCGACAUCAACUCGGCCUCACUCCAGCAGUACCGCAGUAAUGCUGGCUCCCCAGCCAACCAGUCUCCCACCUCUCCUGUCUCCAAUCAAGGCUUCUCUCCUGGCAGCUCCCCUCAACAUUCUUCCAUGCUGGGCAGUGUUUUUGGGGACUCCUAUUAUGAGCAGCAGAUGACAGCUAGGCAGGCUAAUGCCCUCUCCCACCAGCUGGAGCAGUUCAACAUGAUCGAGAACGCCAUCAGCUCCAACAGCCUCUACAGCCCCUGCUCCACCCUCAACUACUCCCAGGCUGCCAUGAUGGGACUGACGGGCAGCCACGGCAGCCUGCCGGACACGCAGCAGCUCAACUACUCCAGCCACGGCAACAUCCCCAACAUCAUCCUGACAGUGACAGGAGAAUCCCCCCCCAGCUUAUCAAAAGAACUGACCAGCUCCUUGGCAGGAGUGGGGGACGUCAGCUUCGACACGGAUUCCCAGUUCCCUCUGGAUGAACUCAAAAUUGACCCUUUGACCUUGGAUGGACUGCACAUGCUCAACGACCCCGACAUGGUCCUCACCGACCCCGCCACAGAGGACACGUUCCGGAUGGACCGGCUGUGAUCCGCCGGGAUCUCCCGCGGGAUCCAUCCCGGAGGGUCCAUCCCAGAGGGUCCAUCCCGUCCCGGAGGAUCCGUCCCAUCGCGGAGGAUCCGUCCCGGAGGGAGCAGCUGCUCCGUGUCCCCCUGUACAAUGAGUAACCACAGCUUGUUGUUCUGAGCUUGCCGCGCUGCCGAGCCCCCGUCCCCGUGGCGCCCAGCGAUGUCACCCCCCCGAGCCGCUCGUUGCCGUCCAGCAGUAAGGAGUUGUCCGGUUUUUCCCGGUUUUCCAUCGGCCUUUUCCUCUGCAGAGCCCCCCUUUCCCCCAGCAGAGCUCCAGCAGGGCCCUGCCCGUGUCCCUGCGCUAGAGAAGGGCUGCGGGGUGAGGAGGGAAGGGCAGGAGAUGCCGGCAAACACCGAAAUCCGGCGCCGGAGGGGCCCGGCCCCCUCCUCUCUCCCGGAUUGGGAAGUGAAUCCCUGCAUUGCCAUCUUUCCCUGGAAUUGUGACUCUGCUUUGUGACACUGUCAUCCCUCCAGGUGCCGUGCUUGUCCCCAGGUGUGUCCCCAACCUCUUGUCCCUCCCUCCUGCCCCAGCCAUCCCGGCAAAGCGGAGCCGCCGCCGGCCACCAAUCCCAAAAAUCCACUUUAAACACUAUUUUUUUCCAAGCUUUUUAUUAUUUUUUUUGUUGUUUUGUUUUGUUUGUUUUUUUAAAUAUAUAUGUAAUAUAUAUCUAUUUCUAUAUAUGGCUACAUAUA
This is a messenger RNA of Poecile atricapillus (Black-capped chickadee), 2670 nucleotides long. It is a transcript of the gene CRTC1, whose product is annotated as CREB regulated transcription coactivator 1. Gene Ontology annotation, biological process: protein homotetramerization; positive regulation of transcription by RNA polymerase II. Lineage: Eukaryota; Metazoa; Chordata; Aves; Passeriformes; Paridae. The record is from RefSeq and is a predicted model, not a curated record. Gene Ontology annotation, molecular function: cAMP response element binding protein binding. The transcript has 14 exons. The coding region runs from base 29 to 1939 and encodes 636 amino acids. Gene Ontology annotation, cellular component: cytoplasm; nucleus.